AUGGCAGCGGGACAGUUGAUUGGAACAAUACCGGAGUUUUUCGUCAAUAUAGACGACUGGAAUGUGUACUACGAACGGUUGGAGCAGUUCUUCGAGGUUAAUGAAAUUGUGCCGGAAAAGCGCAGCGCAUUCCUGAUCAGUUGCAUCGGCAGCCAUGCAUACAAGAGUCUGCGAGAUCUGUGCCAUCCAUCGCUGCCCAAGGACCGGCCGUUCGAGGAGCUCUGUGAGCUGCUACGCAAACAGUUCAGCCCCCAAGUGGCAAUCUUCCGCGAGCGGACAUUGUUUUACAACGCCACACAGAGCGUCGGGGAGAACGUGACUCAAUGGUACGGACGGCUGAAGAAACUUUCGGUGGACUGUAAGUUCGGUUCCAACCUGGAAGCAAUCCUGCUGGAUAAAUUCAUUACGGGAUUGCGGCCGGGCCAGGUGUUGGAUCGGUUGUGUGAGGAGAAUGAAACGAUUCGACUUGAGCAGGCGCUCGAUAUUGCUGUGAACAAGGAGUGUGCCGUACGGGAAACGGCCUAUCUAAAUCCGGUCGCAAACUUUCCUGCUCCUGGCGCCUGUGGACGAUGUAAUUGCGGUGGAGCGGGCGUCGCACCGAGCGAGGAUGGUUCGCAUUGUGGUGAACAGGGUAAGGGACGCAGUCAAGGACGCAAUCGGAACCGUCGAAGAAAUGCGCGACGCAAUGCCGACAAGAAUGAGGACGAAAAUCAGUCCCGGGCUGGAGAUUAG
Molecule: messenger RNA, 732 nt
Organism: Anopheles marshallii
Lineage: Eukaryota; Metazoa; Arthropoda; Insecta; Diptera; Culicidae
Exons: 1
Coding region: 1-732 (243 amino acids)
Source: RefSeq, a predicted model, not a curated record